Molecule: messenger RNA, 1113 nt
Organism: Tetrapisispora phaffii CBS 4417
Lineage: Eukaryota; Fungi; Ascomycota; Saccharomycetes; Saccharomycetales; Saccharomycetaceae
Gene: SPN1
Product: transcription factor SPN1
Exons: 1
Coding region: 1-1113 (370 amino acids)
Biological process (GO): poly(A)+ mRNA export from nucleus
Cellular component (GO): nucleus
Source: RefSeq, a predicted model, not a curated record
AUGGAGACUGUAGAAAGUGCCACUUAUGUCGAACAACCUGCUGUUGUGCAAAAUCGUGAUGGUGAUGAAGAUAAUGUUAGAGUAGAGAGGAAGCGCAAACAUAUCGACGUUGAUGGUUCUGAUAAUGACAGUGAUGUCGAUAUCAAUAAAAUUAACCAAAUGCCAGGUAGCAAUAAUGUAACUGCUGGCAGUGGUAAUUUAUCAAAUGAUGCGGAACUAGAUUCGGCUACGAGAACACGUAAGGAAUUAGAAGACAAACUAGAUAAACUUUUGAAGAAACCAAAAGUAAGAAGAUCUAGACAAGAUGAAGAUGAUUUAGAACAGUAUUUAGAUGAAAAAAUCUUAAGGUUAAAAGAUGAAAUGAAUAUUGCUGCACAGAUGGAUAUUGAAACAUUGAAUAAAAGAAUUGAAACCAAUGAUAAGAGUUUAAUUGCUGUACAAAAAGUUAAACUAUUACCAAAAGUUGUUAGCAUUCUAUCAAAAGCUAAUUUGGCUGAUACUAUUUUGGAUAAUAAUUUAUUACAAAGUGUGAGAAUAUGGCUGGAACCACUACCUGAUGGAUCUCUACCAUCCUUUGAAAUUCAAAAGUCUUUAUUUGCUGCAUUGAAUAAAUUACCAAUUAAGACUGAACAUUUGAAGGAAAGUGGUCUUGGUAGAGUUGUAAUCUUUUAUACAAAAUCAAAACGUGUUGAAGCACCAUUACCUAGAAUAGCAGAAAAACUAAUAGCAGAAUGGACGAGACCAAUCAUUGGUGCAUCUGAUAACUAUAGAGAUAAGAGAAUUUUAAAAUUAGAGUUUGAUGCAGAAAAGUUAAGAAAGAAAUCAGCUUUAGACAAUGCUAAAAAUAGAAAGAAGCAGAAGAAUGGUAGUGAAGAACCACGCUCUAGAAGUGAAGGUUCCUCAGCCCAAUCAUUAUAUGAAGAUGCUGCUGCUAGGAGAGGUAGAGCUGCUGCCCCAGCUCAAACCACGACAGAUUAUAAAUAUGCUCCUGUAAGUAAUGCUGGUGCGUUAUCUAGUAAUUUAAGAUCAAAUGGUGUCGGUUCUUCAUUAAAUAAUAGCGAAACAUACAAAAGAUUGAUUUCCAGAUUAAAUAAAUCUAAGAAAUCAAAAUAA